This is a messenger RNA of Acanthopagrus latus (yellowfin seabream), 3164 nucleotides long. It is a transcript of the gene alkbh7, whose product is annotated as alkB homolog 7. Gene Ontology annotation, biological process: DNA damage response; fatty acid metabolic process. Bases 1169 to 1837 code for a protein of 222 amino acids. NCBI's taxonomy places the organism in Eukaryota, Metazoa, Chordata, Actinopteri, Spariformes, Sparidae. Gene Ontology annotation, cellular component: mitochondrial matrix. The transcript is spliced from 4 exons. The record is from RefSeq and is a predicted model, not a curated record.
UCAAAAGAAAACAUUCAAAAUACACAUUCAGGUGUUUACUUUAGUUCUGAUCACUGCAAAUUACUACAUACCUAAUUAGAUAGCCUAACGUGCAUAUUUCAACAAAAUAUCAGAACAAUUGUAAUACAAAAAAAUCAUUGUCUCAACAUAGGUAAUUAACAGGGGGAAGUUUCAUGGUGAAAUAUACUAGCUAAAGAUUUUACUGUAGUCACCUGCAGUGUUUGCCUUUAAUUGUCAUCUACACGUUACAUAGUUAACAAAUAAGGUUUCAAUAGUUUUGAACUAAAAUGAACUUACUAAUCGUAUCAAGAAAGAAAAUUCAGGUACAGGUAGUUGUUUAAUCGCUUCCAGUAACCAGCGCUGCAAACAAAAUACAUCUUAAUGAGAGCGCUUCGUCCACACUUGGCAGUGGAUGAAUUAGAAACAUCACUUUCACUUUGAAUGUUUUACUUUGAAAGUGUUGGCCAGAUGGACAGUGGACCUGGGUGCGCUUACAAUCAUGAGCGUUCACUGCCCCCCGGUGGUCAAAGGGGGGAACUGCAAACACCUGCCACACCUCCUGCCUCUGCGCGUUCAUGUCCCAAAGCGAAUAUAAACGCGAUACACACACACAUGCGCUGUUUGCUGGCUGUUUGGCGAUCACCUCAUAGAAUUUGAACGCACUGAUGGCGAUUCAAAUGUGUCCCCCACUGUCCAUCACUGUGCGCUCGUCCAGCCUUCAUGGUCAGGGAUCCUUAUCAUGUGACAUUCACAACAGUUAGCCGAUUCUACAGAUCUAUGUGGAGAAUGUGGCUAUUUCUGUGAGGAGGAGGCAUCAUACAGAAAACAUAUGCAUCUGAAAAUGGCAAUGUAUUAAAAUAAUUGGGUUGUGAAUAAGAGACUAAAUUUCACCUUCCCAAGAUUAGUCAUUUGUAGGACAUGUGUUGAACGUUGUCAAACUCAUGUAGCCUACAUUCCCAAGUGACUGUUUAGAUCGGCAAACAAGAGAGUUUCUGAGGCUUUUAUUCAAAACGUUUUACCGCUGAGAGACUACGUCCCCCAGCAUGCACCGCGCUUGCAACAUGGCGCCCCACACCGCCGCUUGACCUGUGUCGACGGGACCAAAGCGCGGCAGAAGGUAAACAGCGGUGCGUAGCGAGCUUCGACCGCCGGUGCCGCGGACGGGAGGAUGAGACCGCGGCUGGCCGUGUUGACUCGAAUCCGCAGAGCAGCUCUGUGCUGCGGUCACACGCGUCGCCUGAGCUCCUGCGCCGGCAGCGGCCUGGUCGUCGGGUCGAGCCGGGAGGUCGUGCAGAGGCUCGGCUCUAAGGUGGAGGUGAGGACGGCCUUCAUCAGCGAGGAGGAGGAGGGGGCUCUGCUGCGAGAGCUGGAGCCGGGCCUGAAGAAGAAACGCUACGAGUUUGACCACUGGGACGAUGCUAUUCACGGGUACCGUGAGACUGAGCGUUUGAGCUGGGGGGCGGCGUGUGAGGAGGUCCUGAAUCGGGUCCGAUCUGCAGCAUUUCCUGAGGGCAGUCCACUCCUCGGGCCUGUGCACAUUCUGGAUCUAGACAAGACCGGCUACAUCAAGCCUCAUAUUGACAGCGUCAAGUUCUGUGGGAGCACCAUUGCUGGAUUGAGUCUUCUGUCUGAUAGCAUCAUGCGCUUGGUAAAAGAGGGCGCCGCCGAUGAAUGGCUGGACCUGCUGCUGCCCCGACACUCCCUCUACAUACUGAGGGACGAGGCCAGAUAUAACUUCACGCACGAGAUCCUGAAAGAUGAGGAGUCCGUGUUCAACGGAAAGAAAGUGCCUCGGCUGCGUCGUAUCUCCGUCAUCUGUCGCAACCUUCCGAGCUGACACCCUCUUCGCCUCAGCCUGGAUUUUAGAGAGCAACUCCACCAAUUUUACGUAUUAAAUGUUGUGCGGGGUACUGCUGCAUGUGUGGAACAAAGUUGGAAAAUGGCUCCAGCAUAGCAGAGAUAUUGUGUGUUUGUUCCACACAUUCUUUCUUGCUUUUGAAAGCCUGAUGCCUACAUUGCCCACAAUGCAGUUAAGCCACUGAGUGACAUAACUGGAGGCAGUUUGUCCGAUUACAUGCAGCUUCUUCUCAAGCAACAAUUCGUACUCCUUGAGAUCUGUCAACACACUUCAGUGCGUAAAAUGAACAGAACAUGAAUUCAAAGGAUUAUGCAGGUGAUCUCCAUUUAUUUAUAUGUCAAAGGUGACAUCCCUAAACUUUUCAUGGUUAAUGUAUUUUCACCAUAUGCAUCUAUGAUGAAGUGUCCAGGACAUUCACGGCCGUUGCAAUGAUUUACACUGUGUGCAUUAUGAAAUACUGAUCAGAAGGUCAGGUCACACCUGUCACAGUCGAGGAUACCGAAUUGAUCUGUUCGUCGCACAUGUAUUACAGUAUUCAUAUUUUCAUUACAGGGAUUGAGUCCACCAUUAUGGGAUGUCAUUCAUUUGGGCAUCAAGUUUUGCUAGCUAGCAGCAAUUUUCUACCACAACCUUCCACAACAACUCCAUCAUUUUGGCCUGUAGUUUGAACGUCAUUUCAGUUUCCUGUCACUUCUGGAAAGGAUUUCAGUUUAAAUAAAUAAUUUUUGUGUGUCCUUCUAAUUCUGGAUAAUCCAGAGCCUCUGUGUACAUAAAGUGAAAUGCAAGUUAAACUUGUCAAUCAUGCUCAGCGGCUACUGAUGGUUUUGUGUUAUUAAAAAAAUGUAAUCUAAAUACUAUUGAUAACUAAGAGUUUGUAGACGUGCAAAUAAUACAAUUCCUCCAUCCUGUUCUCUACAUAGUAGAAAGGAGUUCUUGCCAUGUUUUCUUCCAGCGUGCUCAAACAGGUUCAGUUCAAGUAUCUCUCACAAAGCUUUGAGGCGUGUUUGGUCCUACUGCAGUAUCAAGUCAAGUCAAGUCAAAGCUAGACUAAGGUGUAAAAAGGGGGGCAGUGCAUGGAAGUCAAACAUUUCAGGAACUCAGAGACAGGCCGCACCCUCUGCUUUGCAUCUUUGUACAGAGAGAUUCAGACUGCAGCAGGACUAUGAGCCCAAACACACCUCAAAGCUUUGCAAGAACUACUUGAAGACCAAAGAAGACUAAGGAGUCCCGACUUCACGCUAAAACUCUGAAGCUGACAUUAUCACUUGUAACGAAAUAUAAAAAUAAAAGUAUUACGUUCGAAACA